Molecule: messenger RNA, 663 nt
Organism: Naegleria gruberi
Lineage: Eukaryota; Heterolobosea; Eutetramitea; Acrasida; Naegleriidae
Exons: 1
Coding region: 1-663 (220 amino acids)
Source: RefSeq, a predicted model, not a curated record
AUGCCACUCAUCAAGAAGAAAACCCUGCAAAGUGCUGCAGAUAAGAAGGAUGAAAAUGUUAAACAUAAAUCAAAUAGUAAAAUGAUUCCGAAAAUUCAUGAUAGUGAUGAUGAAGUACCAGAGAUGAGUCAAUCAACAAAGGCCAAGUUAGCUGUUGCCGAACUUGCCAAGCAGGAAUUAAAGAAAGAAUCAGCAAAGAACAAGAAGAUACAAAAGAUUGCUAAAAAAUCAAACAAACGAAAAGUGGAAGAAGUUGAUGAGCAAUCGGAUAAUAAGAAACAAAAGAAACUUCUCGAUGUAUCUGUGUUGGACUUUUUGGUGGAAGAAGACAAUAAGAAGAAUGAACCUAUCCAAAACGAAAAACCACAAAUACAAGCAACUUUAGAAACAGCCGCACCAACAAAAUCGAGGUCGAAACGUUUUGUUGAAUUGGGAUUGGAGGCAAGAAUUGCUAAAGAAAAGGUUGACCCAUUUACAGUCAAGACAGAAGUAGACCCAUCUGUGUUACAAUUUUUACAUUUAGAAUUCUACAAGAAGAAUCACAGAAAGGAUACUGCCAAAUUUUUGGAUGCAAAGAGAAGUACUAUUGUUCCAGCCUCUGACUUUUUUGGAGAACAAAAAUGGCCAAUAGAUCAAGUAUUCUUAAACCCUUACGAUUUUUAA